AUGGCCUGCGAGAUUAGCUCAAACAAACGAAUCUCAUGUACAUUAGUCUUUCGUAAUCGAUUUCACUAUAUUCACCCCCCUUAUCUGUCUCUCUGUCUAACUCAAUCUCUUCACAUCUAUCUAUCUAUCUAUCUAUCUAUCUAUCUAUCUAUCUAUCUAUCUAUCUAUCUAUCUAUCUCAGUCUCUUCAUAUCUAUCUUCAUUAUCUAUUCAUCUAUUCAUCUAUCUAUCUACUCUAUCUAUCUAUCUAUCAAUCUCAGUCUCUUCAUCUCUAUCUAUCUAUCUAUCUAUCUAUCUAUCUAUCUAUCUAUCUAUCUCAUCUCUUCUAUCUCAGUCUCUUCAUCUAUCUAUCUAUCUAUCUAUCUAUCUAUCUAUCUAUCUAUCUAUCUCAGUCUCUUCAUUAUCUAUCUUCAUCUAUCUAUCUAUCUAUCUAUCUAUCUAUCUAUCUCAGUCUCUUCAUAUCUAUCUAUCUAUCUAUCUAUCUAUCUAUCUAUCUAUCUAUCUAUCUAUCUAUCUCAGUCCCUUCAUCUCUAUCUAUCUAUCUAUCUAUCUAUCAUCUAUCUAUCUAUCUAUUCAUUCAUCUAUCUAUCUAUCUAUCUCAUCUAUCUUCUCUAUCAGUUCUUCAUUAUCUAUCUAUCUAUCUAUCAAUCUCAUAUCUCUUCUAUCUAUCUAUCUAUCUAUCUAUCUAUCUAUCUAUCUCAAUUUCAUGAAAUGUUUGUCCCACUUGAUAAAAAUUGACCCAUUUGAUCCAUAUCAACUUUUUGAGGUUGAUCAUACAGCAUGUUUGUUGAUACACGUAACUGUUCUCGAUGCGCAAAAUGUUACAAAAGGAUGGGCCUCAGAUUUCCUCGACACACCAGAUCCAUACAUCGAGUUACGAAUUCGAACGGCCCCCGACGGAAAGAAACGAACGCGAACGAUAGACAACGACACGAACCCGAACUGGAACGAGUCGUUCACAUUUCUACAUGAUCCCAGAUUGGAAUGUAAAUUGGAAAUCUCUUUAAUGGAGGCAAAUUACACCAGUGACCAAGUUUUGGGCACAGAAAUUAUCAACUGUCAUGAACUAGAAUACGACAAAUUGCAGAAAAGGACACUUACAUUUAAUGAGAAAACAAAACUCAGGAUUGAAAUAAAACUUGAAUACAACUCCAACCCCGAUCUAAGAUAUAGUCUGUGCAUUCCAGACGAAGAAAAAUACUUUUUAAACAACCGGAAGUGUCGUGUAUAUGAAUCGAUGUGUAACUUACUUGACGAAGAAGGCCCGCAGAGUCUUAAUGAGGUUCCUAAUAUUGCCGUCAUCGGAUCUGGGGGAGGUUUUCGUGCCAUGGUCGGAUUUAGUGGCGUCAUAAACGCUUUAUACAAAAGCAAAUUAUUGGACUGUGUUACUUAUGUCGGCGGAUUAUCGGGAUCAACGUGGUAUUUGUCGACGUUGUACUCGCAUUCAAAAUGGCCAUAUAUUCAACCAGAGAAAGUUCAGGAGGAAAUGAAAUAUAACAUCGACUCGAGUCUCCUUUGGCUUCUGAAACCGCAGAGCAUUUACCGCUACUUAGACAGGAUCCUCCACAAAAAGCAAAAUGGCCAGCCAGUCAGUUUCACAGAUUUUUUUGGUCACAUGGUCGGCGAAACGAUACUGAAAGGGAGACUUGAAAGCAAAUUGAGUGACCAACAGGAAAAAAUUGUCUCAGGUGACGUACCUAUGCCACUGUACACAUGCGUCCAUGUAAAGAAAGAUGUAUCCGCUAAAUCCUUCCAAGGGUCGGUUUACAUCCCCGAAGGGGACUCCGCCCUUCGGAGUAGCCUCCUUCGGGUUCCUCACCGCCCAAAGGCAGAGAGUUCAACCGAUCAGCCGGUCGACCGAGAUCGAACUACUGACUGA
Molecule: messenger RNA, 1878 nt
Organism: Acanthosepion pharaonis
Lineage: Eukaryota; Metazoa; Mollusca; Cephalopoda; Sepiida; Sepiidae
Source: the annotation of a GenBank genome assembly